Messenger RNA from Mirounga angustirostris (Northern elephant seal), 2574 nucleotides. RefSeq names its product interferon related developmental regulator 1 (gene IFRD1). Bases 643 to 1908 code for a protein of 421 amino acids. NCBI's taxonomy places the organism in Eukaryota, Metazoa, Chordata, Mammalia, Carnivora, Phocidae. The record is from RefSeq and is a predicted model, not a curated record. The transcript has 12 exons. Gene Ontology annotation, cellular component: nucleus.
GGGGAGGGGGGGGCGCGAAUAGGUUCUAGGGCCUGAGAGUGGAUCGGGGUCCGGGGUGACGGAUUGAUGGGCGGGAGAGGCACUGUUCUCAGAAGCUGGUGCUUGCUCUUCAGAGCUCUCACCCUGACGGAGGGUGGGGCCGAGAUAGGAUUUGCGUCUUGCUGUCAGUGGUUGCCUUUGACCCACCGACUCCAGCAUGGAGUUCUCGGGAAUGCCAAAGGUCCGGCGGGUUUGGCCGGGCUCUUGCGUCACGAGGCCUGGCCCUUGCGCUGUGGGGCCGGCGUGACGCAGAGGCGCCCGUGUGGCAUCCCAUUCCGUUGCCUUCUUGGGCAUCCCGCGUGUCUACCUGGCUGGGCGGAGGCGUAGGAGACUCGGGGCCACUGUCCCAGCCUAGGCUCUAUUCCUACUACUAACUGGCACCUGCAGAAAUCCCGCGCCCCCGCUUACUCUGCGGCCGGACGGUCCAGGCGACCUCCUUCUCCCCGGGGCAGAAACCGCGUUCUCCUUUGUGCUGCAUUCUAUAGGUUCUGUGCCCUGAGACAGGGAUGGACGAGGUGGUGGGGAACUCAGGUUGCAUCGGGCCAAAAGUUGAGAUUUGUGUGUGUGUGUGUGUUCUCACUGCAAAGUUGAAGCUUUUCCUGGAUGGGUGGCCAGCAUCGAAAUGUUCAACCUUUUAGUGAUGAGGAUGCAUCAAUUGAAACAAUGAGCCAUUGCAGUGGUUACAGCGAUCCUUCCAGUUUUGCUGAAGAUGGACCGGAAGUCCUUGAUGAGGAAGGAACUCAAGAAGACUUAGAGUACAAAUUGAAGGGAUUCAUUGAUUUGACCCUGGAUAAGAGUGCGAAGACAAGACAGGCAGCUCUUGAAAGUAUUAAAAAUGCACUGGCUUCAAAAAUGCUUUAUGAAUUUAUUCUGGAAAGAAGAAUGACUUUGACUGACAGCAUUGAACGCUGCCUGAAAAAAGGUAAGAGUGAUGAGCAGCGUGCGGCUGCAGCAUUAGCUUCAGUUCUUUGUAUUCAGUUGGGCCCUGGAAUUGAAAGUGAAGAGGUUUUAAAAACUCUUGGACCAAUCCUAAAGAAAAUAAUUUGUGAUGGAACAGCUAGUAUCCAGGCUAGGCAAACUUGUGCAACUUGCUUUGGUGUUUGCUGUUUUAUUGCUACAGAUGACAUUACUGAGCUGUAUUCAACUCUGGAAUGUUUGGAAAGUAUCUUCACCAAGUCCUAUCUCAAAGAGAAAGACACUAAUGUUAUAUGCAGCACCCCUAAUACAGUGCUUCAUAUCAGCUCUCUUCUUGCAUGGACAUUAUUACUGACCAUAUGCCCAAUCAAUGAAGUGAAGAAAAAGCUUGAGAUGCAUUUCCAUAAACUUCCAAGCCUCCUCUCUUCUGAUGAUGUCAACAUGAGAAUAGCUGCUGGUGAAUCUUUGGCACUUAUGUUUGAAUUGGCCAGAGGGAUGGAGAGUGACUUUUUUUACGAAGACAUGGAAUCUUUGACGCGGAUGCUUAGGGCCUUGGCUACAGAUGGAAACAAGCACCGUGCCAAAGUGGACAAGAGAAAGCAGCGAUCGGUGUUCAGAGACAUCCUGAGGGCAGUGGAGGAACGGGAUUUUCCAACAGAAACUGUUAAAUUUGGCCCUGAACGAAUGUAUAUUGAUUGCUGGGUCAAAAAACAUACCUAUGACACCUUUAAGGAAGUUCUUGGAUCAGGGAUGCAGUAUCAUUUGCAGUCAAAUGAAUUCCUUCGUAAUGUAUUUGAACUUGGACCCCCGGUGAUGCUUGAUGCUGCAACACUUAAAACGAUGAAGAUUUCUCGUUUUGAAAGGCACCUGUAUAACUCCGCAGCCUUCAAAGCGCGAACGAAAGCUCGAAGCAAAUGUCGCGAUAAGAGAGCAGAUGUUGGAGAAUUCUUCUAGAUUUUCAGCACUUGGAAGACCACUUUUCUAAUUUUGUUUUUUUUUUUUUUUGGUAAUUUCUAAUGUAUUUAAAUUAGAGACAGUUUUUCUCUAGGGUCAGCUUAGAUAGCUUUUGUAGCAGGGGUUAUAUUAUAAUUUAAUGUGUACAGUAUUGCAAAUGGUGAGUUCUGAUUAUUGAAUAUUCUCUGUAAAUCAUUAAACAUAAAUAAAGUGUAAUGUUUGGUCAUUUUCUAUUUAUGAAGAGAGCAAAAAUACAGUAUUUCACUUGAUUUCAUAAUGAGGAAAACUAUUACCCAAGGUUAAAUUUCUUAUACUGUGGUUGUCCAAAAAUAUUGAUUAUAAUGAUGUAAAUAUACAAGGUAUUUAACUUUAAGAUGUUAGAUAGGUGAGUUCUGGAUACCGUUUUGGGAGCUAAUUCUUCUGGAAAAGCUGCUAUAUUUUAACUUUUAAAUGGAACCUUAUUUAAUUUUGUCACUGGGAUCAACAUAGAGAAUUAUACCAUGAGACCUUAACAGCUGCACUUAAAGGUCAUUCAUUCCAGCUUUUGGGAGUUCAUGAAGAAUUAGCGUAUGCCAGAAAGGCUGCUAACGUUGACCUCUGAGGGAACUAACACAUUUUAUCUGCUAUAUUCUUGUAUUUUGAAAUAAAGAUCUUUUCACAUAAAAA